AGGAAAAAAAAAUUCAUUAAUAUACACCCACACAUACACAAAACAUGAAAAAUUAUAGUAUGGACCAAAAAAAGCCUCAGCACGUGUUUGAUCCUGACCACGCCAACAUCAAAAACGAUCUUUCUCUGAUCGUAAUACUCAUACACCACCUUAGCACGUAAGAUAGCGCAUUAGAUCUUACGAUCCAACACCAACACUUGAUCUUGAUUACAUUACUCAUAUAUACUAUGAAAAUAACUAGUAAAAGAGGAAAACUUGCUCAUAUACACUAUGAAAAAUAACCAGUAAAAGAGGAAAACGGCUCAACCUAAUUGCUGGAGUUUCUAAAAACAAAUUUUUCUUUGCAUUAGUAUAAUUUUUUGGCUCAGCUUGUUCCAACAUACAAACUUUCGAAAAGAAAAAUAAAUAUCCAAAAUUACAAAUAGAAAUUAUGUUUUACACCAAACUUAUACGUAAUAUUAAUUAUUUUUCAAAGAGUUACUUAUUCUAUUACACGAUCAAUAUUUACAUUUUUAAAAAAAUAUUCAUUACAAAAACAAAAAAAAAGCGGGAAGGAAAGUGAAAGGCGGUUAUAAAGAUUCGAGCCCAAAACGUAACCGUCAUCAACGUCUUUGCACAACGAGAAUAGAGAAAACUUCCAUUUGCAGAAUGAUUCGCUUCUUCUUCUUCAUCAUCGAACGCAACUGAGAUCAUGAACGAACCAAUCGUAUCCAACGAGAGCCCUCGGCGAUCUCUCACCGUUCAACUUUCUUCCCUGAUGAUCGUCGAUGACAGUUUAUCCUACGGCAAACUUCCUUCCCAGAACCUCACCCUCUCCGUCCUCAAACUCGAUUCAUCGUCAUUCCAAGUUGAAGUUGCUAAAACCGCAACUGUUGCAGAACUCAAGGAUGCGGUAGAGGCGGUUUUUAGACCGGAGAAAAUAUCCUGGCCACUUGUUUGGGGGCAAUUUUGUUUAUGCUAUGAUGCACAGAAGUUAGUUACAGAAACGGAUUAUCUUAGAGAUUAUGGUAUCAAGGACGGUGAUCAGCUUCAGUUUGUUCGCCAUAUAUCCAAUGUCUGUAGUAUUCAAAGGAAACCGAAGAAACGAACUGUCAAUUUGAACCAACAUGGGAGGUGCAGAUCAUCGUCCCAAGUGAAUAGAUACCAACAGAAAGAAAAUGUUGAUGCAAACAACAUCAGUUUAGAUAGUAUAGUCAUAGAGAAUGGGAAGGUUCAGAAUUGCAACGCAGAAGAAAAUCGCGUUGGAAUGGGAAAGUUAACUGGAUAUUUGGGAGGUAUGUUCUCAGAGGCCAGGAUGGCUGUUGUGAGAAGAGCUAGAAUGGAAGGUGGGAUUUCCAGAGGCAUAGCAAGUAGUUUUAGGAAGGUUAAGGGGAUUGUAGGUCAAUGCAGAAAGCCACAUAAAAGAAACACAUGGAAAGAGUUUUCAAGUUGAUAAUUUUACUCUCUAGUCAAUGCAGCAUUGUUAUGGGAUUUUUUUCUGCCACAGAUACUUUGCCUCAUUGUCACUGUCAUAUUACAGUACAGUUUAUUCCUUUUCAUGUACAUAUAAGAAUUGAUUUUGUCUUCAAAGCUA
Molecule: messenger RNA, 1573 nt
Organism: Vicia villosa (hairy vetch)
Lineage: Eukaryota; Viridiplantae; Streptophyta; Magnoliopsida; Fabales; Fabaceae
Exons: 5
Coding region: 692-1432 (246 amino acids)
Biological process (GO): mRNA splicing, via spliceosome
Cellular component (GO): U12-type spliceosomal complex
Molecular function (GO): protein binding
Source: RefSeq, a predicted model, not a curated record